Molecule: messenger RNA, 958 nt
Organism: Camellia sinensis
Lineage: Eukaryota; Viridiplantae; Streptophyta; Magnoliopsida; Ericales; Theaceae
Product: MADS-box transcription factor 23
Biological process (GO): positive regulation of transcription by RNA polymerase II
Cellular component (GO): nucleus
Molecular function (GO): protein dimerization activity; DNA-binding transcription factor activity; RNA polymerase II transcription regulatory region sequence-specific DNA binding
Source: RefSeq, a predicted model, not a curated record
AAAAGAACUCUCUCUCUCUCUCUAUCUCUCUCUCUCUCUAGUCCUCAAUCACAGCUCUAAUUAGAGAGAGAGGUUUUGGAGAGAAGAAAACCCUAAAAAUAACAGAGAAGUGAAGAUGGGAAGAGGAAAGAUUGUGAUUCGAAGGAUCGAUAAUUCAUCAAGCAGGCAAGUGACUUUCUCUAAGCGAAGAAAUGGAUUGCUCAAAAAGGCUAAGGAGCUAUCGAUCCUUUGCGACGCUGAAGUUGGACUAAUUAUCUUUUCAAGCACUGGCAAGCUUUAUGACUAUGCAAGCACCAGCAUGAAAUCUGUAAUCGAGCGAUACAACAAACUGAAAGAGGAACAACGUCAACUGCUGAAUCCUGCUUCAGAGGUCCAGUUUUGGCAAAGGGAAGCAGAAAGUUUGAGGCAACAGCUGCAGUACUUGCAAGAAAGCCACAGGCAACUGAUGGGAGAAGAACUUUCUGGUUUGGGUGUCAAAGAUUUACAAAAUCUGGAAAAUCAACUGGAAAUGAGUUUGAAAGGUGUCCAUGUGAGAAAGGACCAAAUUUUAACUGAUGAAAUAAAAGAACUAAACCGGAAGGGGGGCCUCAUUCAACAGGAAAACAUUGAGCUAAACAAGAAGGUAAACAUACUCCAUCACGAGAAUACAGAACUGCAUAAAAAGGUUUACGGAGCAGAGUGUGUCAAUGAAGCAAACAGAAGCUCCCAUGUUUCACGUGGACUCCUUGGUUUCAACUUCCAUGCACCCAUCAGUCUCCAGCUAAGCCCGCCACAGUCUCAGAAGAAUGAAGCCCCAGCAAAAGCAAUGAAGUUGGGGCUACAACUGCAUUAGCAAAGGAGGUCAACCACAUUAGAUGGAUGUCAGCCAGUUCAAUAUUCCACCCUCAAUUGUGACAUCAGGCUUCUUAUCAUUGAGACAGAUGCGCUGCAAGACGAAUACUAAGCAUAAUAGUAAUCA